CUUGUAGCUCCAUUUGGUAAGUAAUUGGAGAGAAAAUCUGAGCUGAUCGAGUGGGCUUUGCUUGGUGGGUGAGAGCUUUAGUUUUUACUUGUCAUGAUGGAGAGAGAGUUUAGUGAGAGCUAGAAAUCAGAGAGAACAGAGCUCACAAGAGUCGGUCUAGCAAGGAAACGAGGAGUGGAGCGAGAAUUUUGGCGACAAAUUUGACAAUAUAUUAGUGCUCUAGAUUUGCACAUAUGGUUUGAAUUUCGAAAAAAUAGUUAGCAAAAAGGGAGAGAUUUUUUGGUCAUAAAUUUGCAUAUAUGAGCUCCUCUCUCGUCUCAUUCCAUCUGAUCUGUCUCUCAGACAACCAAACUAGAUGUGAGAAAAAUCUGAAAUCCCACUAACUGUGUUUUCUCUCUCUCAAAUUCCUCAUCUUUUUCCAAUUUUGUUUGUGCUAAAAACGUGCCUAGGCUCUUGGGUUUGUUCCCCUCUCUCUGCGAGAUUUUGGGUAAUCUUAAAUUCCUCCCACACAGAGAUCAGUUUGUUUUCAAAUCAUGGUUCUUCAAAAUCCAAGAUUUGGGUCCUUCUCUCUCCAAUCUUUGUUCUUUCUUUCAUAACUCAAAGCACAUAAUGAGAUUUAAAGGGUAGGGGUAGAGCCUGAAGAAGAAGCUCUCAUGCUUUCUUUCUGGGUUUUUGAUUCCACAUUCAUUCUUGCAAUCUGUGUGAACUUGUAGGAGUGUAGAUGGAAGAUAGCAAAAAUGGGUAAAGAGGAAAUAACCCAGAAGUGUACUAGUCCUACUGGUGGCUUUGGUAGAUCCUCAAAUUCCAAAAAGACUAAUAAGCAAAAGAAAGUGCCACAGAGAGGUUUAGGUGUGGCUCAGCUUGAGAAGAUCAGAUUAGAAGAACAGCAAAAGAAAGCUGCUUCUGUUUUGACAUCACCAACCCCACCUGCCUCUAAUUCCUUACCAUCACCAACCAAAUCAUCUCCAUGUGUUCCUAAUCCCGCUCCAAUUAGACAUUAUCAACCACCCUCUUCAAUCCCAUUUCCAUCUCUGCCAUCACUGGAUCUGCCCUCACCAAACUCGAUUUUCAGGCCACCCAAUGCCGAUGUUGUUCGAAAGCCGAACAGUAUUAGUACUGUUCCAUUGCCUAACAAGGGGACUCAUGGGUUUGAGAUUCCGGGACAUGGAAAUGUUGUUGUUCCCAACUUGUGGAAUCCCAAUUGUGAGUACAACAGUGCUGAUCUCAAUAAGGAGAGUUCAUCAGGAAUUUUGGAUCCCGGAUUCGCAUUUCGGCGUAGUUUGAAUAAUUUGCCUACUUUCGAUAACUCCAACGCGAUUUGGGCUCUCCCCAAUUUUCCACAAAGAACACACCAAUUUCAUCACCAACCACCACCACCACCACCUCCUCCUUCAUUGGUGAAUGUCUCAUCAGCUACUUCAUUAUUGUCAUCAUCAUCUGUACUAAACUUUCACACAGAGCCCCCUUCAAACCAAAGCUAUCACAGCAACUAUACUACACCAAUGUGGUCAGAGGAAGAAAGGAUGGUUGCCAUGAAAAGGCCAUAUCCCUUUUCUCACGACAAUGAGGCUCCCUCAAUCAACUUCAAAUUCCCAACCUUUGCUCCUCCUCCUAUGAGGACAGAUGAAACAACUUCAUGUGGGAACAGAGGAGGCACCUUCAAUUUAGACCCUGACGGCAACACAAUCUUCAGAGAAGGCUCUACCUGCUCAACUUCGAUUUCGGAGUCCAAUUCGAAGAUUAGCAUAAAAGAAAAUGGGAGUGUUAAUGGAGAUUUUCUCACACUUGCCCCUCCUACAACUAAUAGGACAUGUCCGAGCCCAAAGUUUAAUUUUCCUCCAGCUUAUCUAGCAUUCCAUAACCCUGAAGUCCCCGAUUUCGCCUCAUUUCCUUAUAAAGGAAGUUCAGAAGAUACAAUUUUACAGUCAGGACCAAGUGGUUCAACUCCACAACAGGCUUUCUACACCUUCAUCCCACCAGCAAAAUCACAAAUUGUUAAACCAGCAGCAACCAUAAACAAUUGUAAUGGUGAAGUAGGAGAAACUGUUGAUCUCAAUUUGAAAUUAUAAAUGGUCUUAUAAACUUUGCCAGGCUAGUUGUUCUCCAUUCAGUGAACCAUGCAUAGGAAAUUUUUUAGCUUUUCAUAAAGUUCUGCCGAGUAGGAUAGAUGUCUAAAUUUGCAUAUGUAAGCUUGAGCAUUGUGAAAGCGUGGGAGAGUUGAUUAAAAAAAAAAAUGGAGAUUUGUCUGUUUGAGUUGUUACA
Messenger RNA from Rosa rugosa (rugosa rose), 2262 nucleotides. Its product is annotated as actin-binding protein wsp1-like. The coding region runs from base 738 to 2069 and encodes 443 amino acids. The transcript has 5 exons. NCBI's taxonomy places the organism in Eukaryota, Viridiplantae, Streptophyta, Magnoliopsida, Rosales, Rosaceae. The record is from RefSeq and is a predicted model, not a curated record. Gene Ontology annotation, molecular function: DNA-binding transcription factor activity.